CGACCCCUAGCCUGGGAACCUCCAUAUGCUGCGGGUGCACCCCUAAACAAACAAACAAACAAAAGAACAGAUUGGACUCAAGGUUUGGAAGAACAAGGAAACUGAUUUUGGUUCUAAUUCUGCUGCUUUCUGACUCCGUGGCUUUUUUUUUUUGGCCACCCAUGACAUAUAGCGUUUCCAAGGCACAGUUCCAGUCUACACCACAGCUGUGGCAAUGUUGGAUCCUUAAUCCACUGUGCCAGGCCGGGGAUCGAACCCUAGUCCCAGUGCUGCAGCAAUGCCACUAAUCCAUUGCACCACAGCAGGAACUCCAUCUGUGGCUUUAAAUAAGUCAGUUUAGCGAUACCUGUACAAUGGGAGUAAAAAUUUUCACAGAGUAAAAACUUUCACAAAGAAGAGCAAAUAAGAGCAUCUGUGAAAACGCUUUGUGACCUGUAAUACACUGUCUAGAUGUAAGAUGAGAUUAUUACUCUUUUUCUAAGCUUUAGUGAAUAGGAAGCAUAUUGAUGUCUUUACAAGCAACACUGGCUCAUUAUAGUGUUUUUAUAAUUUUUACUGCUGAGCAACGGAAACUCUGAUAGAGUAAUUGCAGCAUUGCCUGGCUUUAAACUUUUAGUGAUUUUGUUUUGUAGAGGAUGGCUCAUCACCCUGUCCUCAUUGAUAUACGGGGAUGAGAAGGAGGUGGGACAGCCUUGUUUUUCUUGACAGGCGUAUCAUGAUUUAAAGACUCUGGCAUGCAUGUAAUGUUUCGAAGUUGCAUACUUAACUUAUGAGAACAUCCUUCUUAAGGGGGAAGGAGUUUUAAGAUGGGUGGCUGAGGUGGGGAAGUCCUCAGGGUGUGUAAGUGAGUACCCUGAGGCUGCAGAAUCUCCUUUCUCCCUGGAAUCCUUUCUCUGUUGGCAGUAUUUCUGAUAUGAAACAAAACUAGUCUGCAGAACAGCCUCUUUGAGAACCAGUUCCUGAGUUUAGUAACCCAAUGGAAACUUGCAUUUCUUUGAACCUUUUCGUGAAUCCUUUUCCUCUAGUUGUUUGAGUUGAAGUGCUGCCUUCAAAACAGCUUGAAACGAAUUGCUCAGAGGGAAGAGGAAAGAAACAUCAUCGUGAGAAAGCUUUGUAAUGGGUGAUUCCUAUGUUCCAGCCAUGCCUUUGAUGAUUGAUGAUCAUUUUUGAAAUCAUAGACCUUCCGUCCCUACAUCCAUCCCAUCUUAGUAACCCUCCACUGAGUGAAGAGAUGUUGCCUCCUGGGGAGUGGAUGUGUCACCGGUGCACUGUUCGCCGAAAGAAACGAGAGCAGAAAAAGGAGCUGGGCCAUGUCAAUGGACUGGUGGACAAAUCUGGCAAACGGACUACAUCCCCCAGCAGUGACACUGACUUGUUGGACAGAUCAGCUAGCAAAACUGAACUCAAGGCUAUUGCCCAUGCCCGAAUCCUGGAGAGGAGAGCCAGCCGGCCUGGCACGCCCACAUCCAAUGCCAGCACAGAGACCCCCACCUCUGAGCAGAAUGACGUCGACGAGGACAUCAUCGACGUGGAUGAGGAGCCCGUGGCAGCAGAGCCGGACUGUGUGCAGCCCCAGCUAAGGCGGCCCUUUGAGCUGCUGAUUGCUGCCGCCAUGGAGCGGAACCCCACCCAGUUUCAGUUGCCCAAUGAACUGACUUGUACCACUGCACUACCAGGUUCUAGUAAAAGGAGAAGAAAGGAGGAAACCACAGGGAAAAAUGUUAAGAAGACACAGCAUGAGUUAGAUCACAAUGGUCUUGUUCCCUUACCAGUCAAAGUCUGCUUCACGUGUAACAGGAGUUGUCGUGUGGCCCCUCUUAUCCAGUGUGACUAUUGCCCCCUCCUGUUCCACAUGGACUGCCUCGAGCCACCGCUCACUGCCAUGCCCCUCGGCAGAUGGAUGUGUCCGAAUCACAUCGAACAUGUGGUGCUGAACCAGAAGAACAUGACGCUGAGCAAUCGGUGCCAGGUGUUUGACCGUUUCCAGGACACCAUUUCACAGCACGUCGUCAAAGUGGACUUCCUCAACCGAAUCCACAAGAAGCACCCUCCUAAUCGCCGCGUGCUCCAGUCAGUCAAAAGAAGAAGCUUGAAGGUUCCCGACGCUAUAAAGUCUCAGUACCAGUUUCCACCCCCUCUCAUUGCACCUGCGGCCAUUCGGGAUGGGGAGCUGAUCUGCAAUGGGAUCCCUGAGGAAUCACAGACGCACCUUUUGAACUCUGAGCACUUAGCCACCCAGGCAGAGCAGCAAGAGUGGCUCUGUAGUGUUGUUGCGCUCCAGUGCAGCAUAUUGAAACAUUUAUCUGCUAAGCAGAUGCCUUCGCAUUGGGACUCUGAACAGACAGAGAAGGCUGAUAUUAAGCCUGUUAUUGUGACUGACAGCUCAAUCACCAACUCCCUGCAAACAGCUGACAAGGCACCUACACCUUCCCACUACCCCCUCUCCUGCCCCUCAGGGCUUAGCACCCAGAAUUCCCUGAGCUGCUCUCCACCCCACCAACCCCCAACCCUAGAGGACAUCAGCUGCAGUUCUUGUGCGGAAAAAUCCAAGAAAGCCCCCUGUGGGACUGCCAACGGGCCAGUGAACACAGAGGUGAAAGCCAAUGGCCCACACCUCUACAGCAGCCCCACUGAUUCCACGGACCCCCGGCGACUUCCAGGCGCCAACACCCCCCUACCUGGCCUCUCACACCGGCAAGGCUGGCCCCGGCCCCUCACGCCACCAGCAGCUGGGGGGCUUCAGAACCACACCGUCGGCAUCAUUGUGAAGACAGAGAAUGCCACUGGCCCCAGCUCUUGCCCCCAGAGGAGUUUGGUUCCUGUCCCAAGCCUACCCCCUUCCAUUCCCAGCUCUUGUGCCAGCAUCGAGAACACCAGCACUUUGCAAAGAAAGACUGUCCAAUCACAGAUAGGACCUCCGUUGACAGAUUCAAGGCCACUGGGCUCACCCCCAAAUGCCACCCGGGUGCUCACUCCCCCCCAAGCAGGAGAUGGUAUCUUGGCCACUGGCGCCAACCAACGAUUCUGCUCACCAGCGCCAUCAUCAGAUGGCAAGGUCAGCCCCGGCACGUUAUCCAUAGGAAGCGCUUUAACCGUACCCUCUUUCCCAGCCAACUCUACUGCCAUGGUGGACCUCACCAACUCACUUCGAGCAUUUAUGGAUGUCAAUGGAGAAAUCGAGAUAAAUAUGCUGGAUGAGAAGCUGAUCAAGUUUCUGGCCUUGCAGAGAAUACAUCAGCUUUUCCCCUCCCGGGUCCAAGCUUCACCGGGCAGUGUCGGGGCACAUCCGCUGGCUUCUGGAGGCCACCACACAGAAGUGCAGAGAAGGGAGGUACAGGCCCGAGCUGUGUUCUACCCCCUCUUAGGGUUGGGAGGAGCUGUGAACAUGUGCUAUCGAACCCUCUACAUCGGGACAGGAGCUGACAUGGACGUGUGCCUUACAAACUAUGGUCACUGUAACUACGUGUCCGGGAAACACGCCUGCAUAUUCUACGAUGAGAAUACCAAACAUUAUGAGCUGUUAAACUACAGUGAGCACGGGACGACGGUGGACAACGUGCUGUAUUCAUGUGACUUCUCUGAGAAGACCCCGCCAACCCCCCCAAGCAGUAUUGUUGCCAAAGUGCAGAGUGUCAUCAGGCGCCGCCGGCACCAGAAACAAGACGAAGAGCCAAGUGAGGAGGCAGCCAUGAUGAGCUCCCAGGCCCAGGGCCCACAGCGGAGACCCUGCAACUGCAAAGCCAGCAGCUCGAGCUUGAUUGGGGGCAGUGGGGCUGGCUGGGAAGGCACGGCCUUACUGCACCACGGCAGCUACAUCAAGCUGGGGUGCCUGCAGUUUGUCUUCAGCAUCACUGAGUUUGCGACCAAACAGCCCAAAGGAGAUGCCAGCCUGCUGCAGGAUGGGGUCUUGGCCGAGAAGCUCUCUCUCAAGCCCCACCAGGGCCCUGUGCUGCGCUCCAACUCCGUUCCCUAGGACUGGCGGCCAUGUCACCUGCCUGUCCACCCAACCCAAGACUCCUGCAAUGCAAAAAUGUACACAAACCAAGCCUGGGUUUUUUCUAUACUCCACCAGAAACCCUUCAACUACAAUCUUUGCAUGAAAUGAAGAAAACCUUUUGACUGUUUUUUAAAAAUCCUUUUUCUUUUCUCAAGUUCUAGGGGGCAUUUGCACAUAUAUUUGUACUCAACAUUUCAUGGGAAAGCGGCUGACCGAGCUGAGGAACAGCGUGGGCAGGGAGGGAAGGCCGAUGGUCUGGACACUUCCUCCAACACAGAACCGCUCCCCACCCACCUUCUGCUCCCUCCCCCUCGCCCGCCGUUGUAAAAUAAUCAGAAACUUGUUCUAUUUUGUGGCAGUGACAAUAGUUUUAUAUUAAAAGAAAAAAAUACAGUUUUCAUACAGCAAAAUCUAUACAAUAUCAUUGUUUUAUUUAAUAAAGAUCGCUACCCACCCUCCUCCUAUGGUUCCCACCCUCCGGGUUCUUUUCCCUUUCUGCAGCAGUUGCACUACAGGUAGCUACUGUGUAUUAUGGACAAAUGAGAAAUGAAUUCUUUUUCUGGCUGUCCAUCUAUUUUAUUUCAAAUAAGGAAAAGUGUAUUUGGAUUUUGUGUAAAUACAUCUAGUGAUGACAUUUUUUCAAUGUUUUUAAAAACUGUGUACAGUACUACAUGUGGUAGAGCGUUUUCUUCAAAUUGUCUAUUGUAGCAAAAACGUUUUUGUCGUAAACCUGUUUUGUCUCCUUUUUUUGUUCUCUUGCCACUUCUCUCCUGCUCCUCCCAUCCCUGGCUCCCUCCUCUCCUCCCUCCCCCCACAACUAGUACUGAUGUACAUAGUAAUUGUAAUGUUUUAGACUUUACAGAAACUUUCCUGUAUUCUGUAUAUAAAAAAACAAAAAUACUUCAAA
Messenger RNA from Sus scrofa (pig), 4904 nucleotides. Lineage: Eukaryota; Metazoa; Chordata; Mammalia; Artiodactyla; Suidae. The record is from RefSeq and is a predicted model, not a curated record.